CGAAGUACACUGUUCCCGCUGUAACAUCAAGCAUUGCUUGUGUUCUCGCACUGCAUUGUUGAGUGGUGUUUAAUGUGGAGGCUCGUUGAGUUUGCCGCUGGCUUUUUAUUUUAUAGUUUAGUGGGUUACUUCGCUUUGGCUGUCCAUGCUGCAGCGCGCUUUGACGUGUUCGGCGGUUCCAGUGCUCUGCAAUCAUUUUGAUAGGCAAGUCUCUGCGGAAAGCCCGCCUCGGCGAUGCAGGCAGAACGUAUUUCACAGGUUAUCUGAAAAGUUCUAAUAAUAUGAUUUGAAAAAGUCAUUAAAGGUUUUCAAGUUGCAAGAACAUGUAACUGUAAUAGCGAAGCGAAGUUUCUUUAAUAUUCUAGCAGUUUAAGAGAAAAUGUUCCUUGCUUUUUUAAUUCAACCUGAAUAAGUUGAAACAGCUUUAAAAAUGAGAGGGGAGAAACUUGCGUAUUUAGUUAAAACACGUAGAUAAGCGGGACAGUCCGGACCAGUGUUUCUUAAAUUAUGGGUCGCUGACAUGUCCGUGUAGUAAAACAGCCGCGUUUAGCCACGUGCGAAUUUUCUGUCGAAGUGUCCCACCAAGACCUGCAGUUUAUUAUGGCAGCAUGUGAAACAACGCCGUUGACGCGUCUGUUUCACGAAAAUGUAAUAAAUAUCCCCCAUCUCACAACCUAUUAAUCAGUCUGAGAAGGUCGACAGCGAAGAAAAGGAGGGAAUGACAGGCAAGCUUGUGUAGGGAAAGUACCGCGGCGCCAGUUUGAAAUUUCGAAAUUAACGGAUGCAGGAUAAUGCGACGAUUGACCGGAUGCUAUGAAGAGGGAAUGAAUUGGGGAGAUAUAUACAGGGUGGUCCAGAUCUAAUUAUGCAACUCUUAAUGCAAUGCAGGAAAACAAUACAAUUUCGGAUGAUUCGCGCUGCCAGUCCGGUCAAACAUUUCGUUGAUUUGGGAGAUCGUGUUCCUAUGCACUGCAGGCGGUCCAAAUUCCUCCAACAUCCUGCGUUGCACGUUGUUAUAGCGUAAUGAAAAUUGCAUAAUUAGAUCUGGACCACCAUAGAGAGAGGGGGGAGAGAGAGAGAGAGACUGACUGAUUGACUGACUGACUGAGUGUGGGCCGUGGCAGUGUGAUAUGCGAAGGGCAGCGUGUGCAUCUUGUACAACUGACAAUGUCUUAUUGCAUGUAUGCUGUUAUGACAUAUAUUGAGUCUACGGUAAAUCUGUAAGAGAGGUGCAAAGAAGAUUUGGUUUUAUCGUGUAGCCAGUAAGUGCUCUCCUCAUGACACGGCUACCCAGCUGUGUCAGGAGAUGCCAGCCCUCUGUCCUUCUGCCUGGGUUGUUGCAAGCCCAGCCUGUUAGCAGUUAUGCCUGGACUCAAGAACUGACUAAGCUUUGCCAGCAAAGACACUUCAUCAUGGAGGAUGACUCGGGCUAUGGGCCACUCGGGACAGAGCUGAGGAACAAUCUAGCUGAAUUGUGGUGGAGGUCAGUUGUCAGUUUAAGGGAGCAAGUAUUUGGGAUCAACACGUUGCACCAGCAGAGACCAGCAGCAGCUGCCACUAGUACUCCGAUUGGUUUAAUAGACAAGAAUGCCUUGCACACCAUCCUCCAUGAUUCACAGCUUAACAAGGAAGAGAUGGCCAAAUCCAUAGAGAGUUUACUGCACAAUCAGAUUGGUCUUCGUACAAGCUUGUUGCAAGGGGCUUUGGAACAUUAUGUUCCCUCACUGGCCUUGCUAAACAGGAAGUUACCUUUUGGACUGGCAGAGAUGGGCACAUGCUACAGACCUAUUCAUGCUCAAGAGCCUAAUGGCAACGUCAAGACAGGGGAGAGCUUCAUGGCAUCACUGGUGUGGUUCUGCUCUCCUCGGACAUCAGCGCAGUGGCUUGAAUACUGGCUGCGUCAAAGAAUGCUGUGGUGGAGAAAGUUUGCUGUCAGCCCAUCAGAUUUUAGCAGCAGUGAAUUACAAAAUGCAGAUGGAAACCGAGAAGUCAGAAUCCAGUAUAACUUCUCAGGAGGAACAGAGACCCUAGAAACACUCUGCAGUCUAGGAGAUGAGGUGCUUGUGAGCCGGUGUGUGGGGAGCAAGGCCAAGCUGCAGUGCCGUGAAGGGAGGAAAGCAGUAAUACCGCAUGUGCUGUCUAUAAGCAGCUGUUUGGACACUGGUGUGAGAGCUUAUCUGCAUAACUCCUUCCAGGAGAUGGGCAGUGUACACACCAAACGAAGACUGUUGCAGAGAAAGGUGCUAAAGCUUCAUCCCAGUUUAACUCCAGUAAAGGUGGCUUUGGAUAUGGGGAGGGGCCCCACUAAUGAACUUCGACAGGUUUGUGAAGGGUUACUUCAAGAACUGCUGGAGCGAGCAAUUUCAGUGUGGCCUGGCUACCUAGAAACUGCAUCCAUCUCCAUGGAGCAGCAGCUUGUAAGGUAUGAUGAGAUGGGUGUACUGUUUACCAUCAUGGUCAAUGAUGUUACCUUAGAGAAUGGAAUUGCCCAGCUCAGAAAUCGUGACACCAGUAUCAGGGAAAUGAUGCACAUUUCUGAAAUCAGUAGUUUCCUCACCAAGUACAUCACUGCAGAACGGAGAAUGUGAAGCAGUUGCAGUCACUAAAGCCAUGCGAGACAACAGUGUUGUAUUUUUAAAUACCAAUAUAAGUCCACCUUCUCUGAUAACGCCAUUGUUGGAGGAUCAGAUUUGGAAAUGGCUAUUUUCUUAAUUAUCUUUCAUCUACGACUAUAGUGCAGUGAAAAAAUGUUCAGUUGGCAUACAAUUGCACUGGUUAUAUCAACAUUACAAAGAAUGACUUCCAACUUUAUUUUUUUAAUAAAAUAAUUUCCCUGAGUGUUUAAACCUUAUUAUUUAUGAGCAGCAGGUGUGCUUUGAAGGUUUUUGGAAAUUGACCACCUGCAGAUACCCAUGUGGAACAAAAGAAUAUUCUAAUUAUUUAAUGAUUCUUGCAAUCCUGCCUUUCUUUAUGUUAGUCAUCACUAUUGAUGGGCAGCUAAAUAAUUGUUUUACUUGGGCAAGCCACUUCAGGUGCUGCUGUGGUUGUCUCUGACAUUCCUCUAAAAUGUCUCAAGUAAAAUGUUUUUUUGAACUCCUGUGUUUCCUUAACAGGCUAAGAAGUUAUGGUAAGUUCAGAUCCUUUCAAAUGUUUGUACUCUUCUCAGUAUGUACUGGGUGUUCAAGUUAUCGUAACUAACCAUGUGGAGAAAUAUUUGGUUCUGUUUUGAGGCCUUUCAGUGAUCAUGAGCUUCUAACUUCUUGUAGAAAGAAUCAAGCAAACCCCUUACAGUAAACUUAUUUUGGGCGCUUGUACUUUUAAAUUUAUUUGAUUAGUACAGGGAAGCUCAUGAUCUUAUAAGUGAGGGUGGAGGUGGGGGUUGAGUGGAGAAAUAAAAUGCUUUGUUUAAGGAUGUAGCUUCCCCUUUAACAUUACAAUCUGGUAUAAUAUAAAAAAAAAGAUGACUGCAGAGCAAACAAGACCCUAGGAGAUUUGCACUGCAGCAUUUAGGAAAGGUGCUCCCCACUUAUCACGUAAUUCACAACUGACUGUCAUUCUCAUCUGCAAGUCACUUCAGUGUGUGGUGGAGAUAACACUCUGAGGCGGCCAAAAUGACAACAUCAUCUGCAAAUGGCUGAGGUGCAACUCCUAAAUAGCCAACGUGGAGACUCUGCAAGCCCCAGUUGUAGCUUGAUAUUCUGUGAAGAGCAAAGAGUUGGUCUUAACAGUUGGCCCAUAUUUGUUCCUCCCACAUAUGACGCCUAGUUUUCAGAUGGCAUGUCCAUUUUAGUGCCUAAGCAUAGGCUGUCCUUGGGAGGCUGAGGUGUGUGAUCUCUCUGUAAUUGGAACACACUGUCUUGUCCCUUUCUUUUAAAUGGUUUAUCAAACUGCCCCAGCUUUCCAUGCAUUAAUGAAGUAAAGUAUUGAUUUGGUCACUACCUCAUCUGCUGUGUUUUGGCCUGCUUUUUUGGUCAAAUUAAAUUGUUCAGUUUACUUUUUGCAGUGCGCCCUUUACUGGGUACAGGCUUGGAGUGCUGUGACAAAUUCACAAGUAAAAUGCAAGUUAUAUAAUGCAAACACAUGAGGCUGUGGAUUAGGUUAAAAACAUAAAUAAGCAAUUUUAAACUGAUUAACAUAAAUGGAUCCAAACACUGUAUGUCUAUUAAUUUUAUCCUUCGUAUAUGUUGUCUAUGAAAAAGAGGAAAAAAAAACAUUGCCACAGACAGUUAUAACAUAAAGUCAGACACAGUAACAUUUCUAAAGAGCUCACCAACUAGUCGCCCACUGUCUCCUUGGCAUUUUACAGUAUUAUAUAACUUAGUGCUGGCAGUCUAAUAUGAAGACAGAAUGCUUUUAUCCUUGGAUUCCAAAGCUCCCUCAAUGUCUGGUAUCUUUCCUAGUGGCAGGAGUAAUAGUUCUGCAGCAGGAUACCAAGAAGAGAAGGUCAGUAACAGUUCAUAAUUAUUGUAAUCCUUACACAUUUGUACAAAUGACUGAAAAAGCAAAAAGAACAGUUAAUCAGCAUGUUGAAUUGGAGGAUGCUAGAUUACAACGACGAGUCUUCAUCUUUGGAUUUAAUGGAUGAGGCUGAAAGGCCACCUUUUAUUCAAUGUAGCAUAUCAUUCCAUAGCUUUAGGGUACUGUAUUUGAUAGUGCAGCCUUCUACUGUUUUAUUCAUCCAUAUCUCCACUUAAAAAAAAAA
Molecule: messenger RNA, 4702 nt
Organism: Polypterus senegalus (gray bichir)
Lineage: Eukaryota; Metazoa; Chordata; Cladistia; Polypteriformes; Polypteridae
Gene: polg2
Product: polymerase (DNA directed), gamma 2, accessory subunit
Exons: 9
Coding region: 1278-2588 (436 amino acids)
Biological process (GO): mitochondrial DNA replication
Cellular component (GO): mitochondrion; cytoplasm
Source: RefSeq, a predicted model, not a curated record